AGUUAUCGUUAUGAAUAUCAAUAGUCGAAGGGUACAAAUUUUAUUAAAAGAACACAAUCAGUGGACAAUAAAGACAAAUGAUAAGAACGCGAUUUUACAAAGUGACCUCAACAAGCAGUUCGCACAACCUGCAGGCUAUACAAAAAGCAUGAAGAAAGCAAGAAGAAACAGAAGAAGUAUGUAAAAGGGGGAGGAAAAGAAAGCCACCAAUGCCUCGGCCUGGGAGUCCCAGUCUCCCAAUCAUUUGGCUGGGUCAAUCAACCACAAACCCAGAGAGUCAAGUGCAAGCAAUCGGUUGAAGAUUGCUUGUGAGUGGAGAAAGUGGAAGGGGAAGGGGGAAGGGGGGAAGAGGAAAGGGAAGGGG
Messenger RNA from Zychaea mexicana, 364 nucleotides. RefSeq lists its product as uncharacterized. The transcript has 3 exons. The record is from RefSeq and is a predicted model, not a curated record. The coding region runs from base 11 to 184 and encodes 57 amino acids. NCBI's taxonomy places the organism in Eukaryota, Fungi, Mucoromycota, Mucoromycetes, Mucorales, Lichtheimiaceae.